Messenger RNA from Xenopus tropicalis (tropical clawed frog), 5360 nucleotides. It is a transcript of the gene tspan12, whose product is annotated as tetraspanin 12. The coding region runs from base 1226 to 2140 and encodes 304 amino acids. The record is from RefSeq and is a predicted model, not a curated record. Gene Ontology annotation, cellular component: membrane; plasma membrane. The transcript is spliced from 9 exons. NCBI's taxonomy places the organism in Eukaryota, Metazoa, Chordata, Amphibia, Anura, Pipidae.
AAUCAGAGAAUAUGAGAAACCCAUUUUUUAUUUGUAAUCCUGAGAUUCACAUUCAAAAUCAGAACCUCCAUAAGUAAAGGUAAAAAAGUGUUUAUUGUGCCAACAAUACAAGCAACAUUUUGGGCUCCAGAUCUGAGAGGCUUGAGAAAGGGAUGGAGCCUGAAGCGUUGCCUGUAUUGUUGGCACAAUAAACACUUUUUCACAAAACUCUGUGUGCUGCAGCAUGUUGGAUUUUAUAGUAAUAUUUGACCCUUGGCAGUGGGCUUAGCAGUCAGCAGAAGUAUCCAUUUUGUCCUGAUAAGUAAAACAAAAUGCUUUUCUAAAGUACUAAAGUAUCCAAAAGUACUUUAUAAAUAUGCAUGUGAAGGAUACUAUAUAAUAGUAUGGUAGCAUAUAAGGCUUAGAUUAUAAAAUCUAUGGGUCAGGGACCUCCUUCUACUGUGUCUUUUAGCACAUGGCACUUAAUCUCUCAAUCUCUCUCUAUCUUUUCUACACAGUAGAACAACGCUGCAUGUUUAUCUAUUGCUUUAUAAAUAAACUUAUACAUACUUAUAAAAUGAGCACUAAUUUUAAAAUCUGUGUUUGGGAAUUCAGCUGCAGUGUUGUUAGACAUAUAUGUGAAAAUAGUACAGUGGGAAAACGCUUGUGUCCAGUUCAUGGAAUGAAUCCUGGGCUGAGUUAUUCCUAGCUGUGUGGUGCAGGUAUCAGAUGUCUUUUAGGACCCAACAAUGAGCUUGAGCAAAUAACAACGCAUGCGCAUGAGCCUUCUUUCCCCAGUUAGCUUGCUUUUGGCAGGACAGAGCACAGCUGAGAACUCUGAAAAACUCUGAGGGCUUCUGUUCUAUAGGAAGCACAGAAGUAAGACUCUCCACAGUCCAUGCCACAAAUGGAACAGAUUUGUUAGCUCCUGUGAAAAGAUUUGCCUGUCCUGGAUAUGCUUCCAUCUCUCUACAGCUAGACACAUGACUACAGUAUAAUCUGCACAGACACUAAUGGCUCCAGGUCACAGCCCCCGCUGGGGAAUCUCCUGCAUUCCAUUGCUGUACACAAUCCAUCCUUUCUCACAUUCCCAAGCAGGGGCUGCAGAACCCUAUACACUCAAACACUACUAUGUGAGAGCAGCACACUGAGGAUCUGCACUCACACACAGUGAUUUGGAUUUCUCAUGGACUUCUGAGAGGAUGAAGUGGUGAAACGAUGGGGCUGUCUUUGUCAGGAUUGCAUAAUGGCCAGAGAGGACUCUGUGAAGUGCCUUCGCUGUCUGCUCUAUGCCCUCAAUUUGCUUUUCUGGUUGAUGUCAGUUUGUGUUUUGGGAGUUUCUGCCUGGAUGAGGGACUACAUUAAUAAUGUGCUUACACUAACUGCAGAAACAAGGGUUGAGGAAGCAGUAGUUCUCACUUACUUCCCUGUGUUCCAUCCAGUGAUGAUCGCAGUUUGCUGUUUCCUUAUUAUUGUGGGAAUGUUGGGUUACUGUGGAACUGUGAAAAGCAACCUGAUACUGCUGUUAUGGUAUUUUGGAAGCCUGUUAAUAAUUUUCUGCAUUGAGCUGUCUUGUGGAGUAUGGACAUACGAACAGGAAAUUACGGCUCCAGUUCAGUGGUCAGACAUGGUCACUUUAAAAGCUAAAAUGCCAAACUAUGGGUUUCCUAGGUACCAGUGGCUGACAAAUGCAUGGAAUUUCUUUCAAAGGGAAUUCAAGUGCUGUGGCGUGGUAUAUCUCACAGACUGGUUAGAGAUGACAGAGAUGGAUUGGCCUCCUGAUUCUUGUUGCGUUAAAGAAUAUCCAGGCUGCUCCAAACAAGCACAUCAUGGAGAUCUUAGUGAUCUAUACCAAGAGGGCUGUGGAAGAAAAAUGUACAGUUUUCUGAGAGGAACCAAACAGCUGCAAGUACUACGAUUUCUGGGAAUUGCUAUUGGUGUUACACAAAUCUUGGCUAUGAUCCUAACAAUUACCCUGUUGUGGGCUUUAUAUUACGAUGGAAAAGAUCCAGGCACAGGUCAAAUCAUGCCACAGAUUCAUGACACUGUACAACCCCAAUGUCACACAGUGGAACUUUUAAAACCUAAAUUCACAAGGACUAAUGAACAAAAAACUACAGCUAAUGGAUUUAAUGCACACUUAGAAAUUAAGCAUUUGUGAUUACGUAAAACACCUCUCAUUUCUGCACCAUCUCAUACCAGCUUUCUGUGCAUAAUGGACUCUUUUGCCACCUAGUGAUGUUUCUUUGAAAAAGAGAAGAUGAAGUGAAAAAAGCUUUUGUUUAACAUUAGACGUGAUUUUUCUAGUAAUGCAAAUAAUGUUUCCUCUGUGGAAUGGAAAAGAUUUGGCCAGGCUUAAAAAUUAGAACAACUAAACAUUCAAGCAAUAAAGGGAAUGGCUGUGAAUUAUUCAUGGCUUUGCUCUUCACUGAAGUAUUCUCUAUUAGUCUAGCUUAUCAAAUAGCAAUUCUCUGCUACAGUUUUACACCAAUUUAGAGGAUCAGACUAAUGGGCCUCACACCUCCAAAAGCACCAAAUCUGUGUGUGUGGAAACAGAGAGAUGUUUUUAGAGAACUGAAUUAAUUUUAUAAACAAAUGGCAAAGGUUUAUAUCAUUCAGCAUACUGACUAAUGCAAAUAAUGUUAAAGGAAUAGAGAUACUGGGGACAUCAGUAUUAGGCUUGUAUUUUAAGAAUGCAGGAGAUAUACAAAAGGGUUGCUUGGAUAGACCACUCAUUAAGGAAACUCCUUCAUUGUUAAGCAGUCAAGUCAGAAAAUACAUAUGACUGCAAAAAAAUAGACCAACCUGAUCUCUGGAUCUGUACAACUAACAGUUAUGCCAUUUAAGCUGGCCACAUGAGGAUUUCAUGCAGGUGGUUCAUUAUGUAUUAAUUGUCCAUUGGUCCCUGUUUGGGGUGUAACACACACUUUCCAUCAAACUCUGGUGCAAACACUUAUUUUGGGCAAGAGAUAUAAACCAAUCACUGUCCAUGUUUCAUGCCUGGCCAAAUGAAAUAACUGCUGACUGACUUGUGUACCAGCUACAGUUUCUAGGAAGAUCAUUUGUCUGACUGACUUGUGUGCUGAUCAGUUCAGAUCUAAAAAUCUGACUUCUAUAGCACAAGCAUAGAUAGCAUCGAAACAGAUAAGGAAAAGAGACAUGGUGAGGUAGAGUUUUUAUUUAUCUGUGAAGCACUUGAAGUAAUGCCAUGGAACAAACGUUUAAGUAUUUCCAGAUGUCAAAUAAUAGGCUAAUGUCAUAUUUAGAGUUUUGACAGGUUUAAGUAGCCAUGUCUUUUCUUUUAAAAGAAGUAGUGACAAAAUGCAUGAAAUCGGAAUGGUUUCAAUGCUGUACUGAAUGCCACCAAAAAAGAAAUGAAUGUGACAGUUACACCAUAAAUCUUCCACUUCCAUCUAUUUACAGUGGGAAUGCUUGAAGACAAUCACAUGCAUAUUUUUUCUACUACUUUUCCAGUAAAACAAAUACAGCUACCAAACACUGACAAAUCUCCUGGUGUGACCCUAGACUUCAGUAUGCCCAGUGAGCCAACAAACAUUAUUGAUUCAUUUUAAUAAAACGCAAGUAUUAAUACAGUAUUUUUACUACUUUUCAUUUAAUAGUUAAGCUGUUAUUACGCAUAAAAUAAAUAAUUUCUAAUGGAUGGUUUGCUUUUGUUUAAUGGAUCUUUAAACCAGAACUAAAGCCUAACGAAUGAAGUAUGGCAGAAAUGUUUUACAUUAUGUUUUAGGCUUCUGUAGCAGCCCAAGGCAACCACUGCCCUUUAGCAGGGAAGAUCUAUGUCUCCAAAGAUGCCCCAGUAGCCCCCCAUCUUCUUUUCUGCUGAUUCCCUGCACAUGCUCUGUGCUGCUGUCACUUACUAAGCUUAGGGAUUUACAUUAUACUUUAUGUAUAAGUGUCAAAAUAUGUCUGAUUAGUAAUUAAUAAAAAAAAUACUACAUGGCAGACACUUUCCAAGAUGGGGAGCUCCUGUGACAAGUGUAAAGGCCUGGAUCAUUGCUGCUACACCAUGUAUUGAGAUGCUGAAACUUUAUAUUGGUGAAGUAAGUACAGUCUAUAAAACAUUUUUAGCUAUAUUCAUUUUAGGGUUUAGUUCUCCUUUAAGGAGUGUUCCAAGGAAGCGUACGGUUUGCAUGUAGCCUGCAGUGCCAAAGCAGGCUCAUUCCAACAGCGCCUUUGCAACUUGUUCAUAACUUUAAAAGCAUCUUAGAAUGUGAUGCAUUUAGCCAGAGCUAAACCACCAAUGGUUAUGUCAUAUAUUGUAUACAGGUAUAGGAUCUGUUAUCCAGAAACCUGUUAUGCAGAAAGCUCAGAAUUACAGAAAGCCCAUCUCCCAUAGACUGAAUUUUAAUAAAAUAAUUCAAAAUUUUAAAACAUAUUUCCUUUUUCUCUGUAAUUAUAAAAAGUACCUUGCACUAGAUCCCAACUAAGUUAUAAUUAAUUCAAAUUGGAGGCAAAACAAUCCUAUUGGGUUUAUUAAAUGGUUAAAUGAUUUUUAGUGGAUUUGAGGCAUAAAUAUCCAAAUUACAGAAUAAUUCAGGUCCCAAGUAUUCUGGAUAACAGGUCCCAUACCUGUAUACAUACUGUAAAUCAUACAUCUGAAAAUAACUCAGAAAAUUAUUUUUUUUUCUCUCAUGUUAAUACUGUGGAAUAAUUAUGUCUUUAAGUUCACUGCCAAUAUAGCUACUCUCAAACAUUACUACUCUUAGGGGCACAUUUAUAAUGAUUCUAUAAGGAUUCUAACACAGUCAGAGGUUCAUCUUGACCUCAGUGAACGGUCUAAUAUACCAAAUAUUCUUUUUUCUUAUAAAACACUAGUUGAUGCCACUAUUAAACCAUAAAAGUGACUACUGAUGAAGUCGGAAUGUUUUUGCUUUUUUUCAUGUGGGUCUGCCUGGUCCACUUUGAGAAAAAGAAGUCAAUAUGUGGGGAAAUUGUUCUUUCAAGUCAAGCAUGGGAAAAGCUCAACAUUUGAUAAAUCUGUCCUUGCACAUAUAAGCCAUAUGUGAUAACUGUUUAUGCACUGUUCAUGUAUUUCAAGAGUAAUCUGCUGUAUGAUGUUAUCAGGGUCUGUACUGCACUAAAUAAUGUGCUGUACUAAGGUGUUUCUAGAAGCACAACAAAAUAAUCAUCUGUGUAUGUAUAAAGCUCUGUAUUGUACUGUAUGUAUAUUUAGUGCCUUUUUAUUAUAUUAAAAUGUUAGCCGUUGACUGACUAAGCUAAGCAUAUAGUUUUGUUCCUGUCUUUAUGGUUUAUGCUGUUUUAUUUUGUUUAUUUUUCAUUGCAUGUAUCUGUGAUCAAGGUUUUGGGAUUGUAUUUGUAAAAUGUUUCCUGAACAAUAAAACUAUAUGUCCACCCUUAUA